AACAACUCCCAAGAACUGGACAGCCAUGGGCCGCAAGGACUACUCCGACUCCGAGUCUCCGCCGCGCGACCGCAAGGAGAAGAAGGAGAAGAAGUCCAAGAAAGAGAAGCGCUACAGCGACUCGGAGUCUCCGCCGCGGCGCAAGAAGGAGAAGCGCUCCUCCCGCCGCGACGACUCGCGGUCGAGGUCGCGCGACCGCCGCCGCGACCGCUCGCGCGACCGCGAUCGCCGCGACGACUCGCGCGGCCGCGGCGGCUACGGCGGCGACCGUGGCGGGUACGGCGACCGCGGUGAAGUCUGCCGCGACUUCCUCCGCGGCAUGUGCCAGCGCCAAAACUGCCGCUUCCUGCACGAGGGAAGGGGCGGUGCAACCGGCGCGAGUGCAUGUUCCGCCACGACGACAGCGGCCAAAUCGAGGUGCCGUAGCAAACGUCGAAUAGCAGAGCGGCCGCGCGCGCGCGGCAGCGGCGGCGGCGGCAGCGGGGAAGCGGCGGCAGCGGGGAAGCGGGGAAGCGGCGGCAGCGGGGAAGCGGCGCGGCGGCAGCGGGGAAGCGGCAGCGGGGCAGCGGCGGCGGCAGCGGGGCAGCAGCGCCAGCGCGGCAGCGGGGUUUUGGGGGGACGCGGCGGCGGCGGCGGCGGCGGCGGCGGCGGCGGCACACAAUCCUCUUCUCCCCCCUCCCACC
This is a messenger RNA of Emiliania huxleyi CCMP1516, 683 nucleotides long. RefSeq lists its product as hypothetical. NCBI's taxonomy places the organism in Eukaryota, Haptophyta, Isochrysidales, Noelaerhabdaceae. The transcript has 3 exons. The annotation marks the transcript as partial. The record is from RefSeq and is a predicted model, not a curated record. Gene Ontology annotation, molecular function: metal ion binding.